Molecule: messenger RNA, 3592 nt
Organism: Engraulis encrasicolus (European anchovy)
Lineage: Eukaryota; Metazoa; Chordata; Actinopteri; Clupeiformes; Engraulidae
Gene: scn1bb
Product: sodium channel, voltage-gated, type I, beta b
Exons: 6
Coding region: 1669-2331 (220 amino acids)
Biological process (GO): cardiac muscle cell action potential involved in contraction; regulation of heart rate by cardiac conduction; regulation of sodium ion transmembrane transporter activity
Cellular component (GO): voltage-gated sodium channel complex
Molecular function (GO): sodium channel inhibitor activity; transmembrane transporter binding
Source: RefSeq, a predicted model, not a curated record
CUCCCGUAGAGCGAUUUGGUAUAUCGUUGAAUUUACCACGCGCAUCUUUUCGUUUCGUGCGGCCAUCAUCAUCCCGUGCUUUGGGUCCAUCCCUUCGCUCACCACCUCCACAUUUUACCGCAAUGCAUCACACAGCCUCAGUCUGACUGAGCACAACGCCAGCAGAACGUCAGGCGCGACGCUCAGCUCAUCUCAGCGAGGGGUGCUCGGAAAACACUAGUGCGCAUUUACGGAGGCGUUUCACGUUUGGCUCCAUAGCCAGGGCAGGGUGAUGACAGCCCGUCCCGUCAUGUUGUCUCGAUCUACAGACGUAGACUAGCUCAAACAUUUGAGACCGACAAGUUCGUUUCCCCUUCUGCCUUGGACAGCUGGGAUGUCAGAUGCCAAAUGCUGAGCUAUUCAGUGGUGGAAUACUCUCCGGAAACGAAGUGAGGAUUUUUUCUUUUUUUGGAAAAGGGGAAGACUGUGGGAACGGGGAGGAGGCCGUUUGUGAAGGGCAGGACCAGCGAAGACAGUAUGUGAGCUCGUGAAUUGAUAAUGUAUUAUUGCAGAAAAGAGCCCAAUAGAGGUCACACAACAGCAUCUUUAUUCAUUCAGUCAUAUUCGUAGAUGCUUUACAAGUCUCUACAUCGGAUGGGAGACUAGUGCUAAUCGUUGCGGUGACUCAUGCAAUUUAUUUAGGCUACUACGUAUUUAAUAGGCCUACGUUUCCAUAUUGGAGAGAUGUUGGGUUCAUGCGACUGUGAAAAGCACCAUAUUUUAGUGGGACGAGAUUGUGAGUAACCGUUUGUAUUUACACUACUCGCCAUUUGUUGUCGAGGCGGGAUAGGCCCAGUUGCAUGCCUGUAGUCAGAUAAUUGAUGGUACAAAGGGGAACUAUCAGUCCUGGGUUAAGUUCACUCAGGAAAUGUAAUUCUCAGGGUAGAUGUUUGGGAGAUUUUUUGCACACCCAAGUCUGAAACAAAUGUGCAGUUUAUGUCGAGUGUGACGAGGGGGGUAGUUUGUUGUUGUGUGAGAAGUGGAAUGAAGUGAUUGAAUGAAGAAAAAAACCUACAGUAAGCAAUACCAGUGUUUGGCGUUAACAGGAGGUCUGUGAGCAUUAAACAAUUGAGCCAAAAACAUACUGUAAAUUACAAAAGCACUUUACCUUUGUAAGGUAGGCCUUCAUUUAAUUUUGCACUUAUCCCAUCAAUCCCAAAGCAACCUAUAGCAUGGUAUGAGCUAACAUUUUUAACAGCAAAUCAUUUUCACUUUUAUUUUCCUGCAUUCAACUGAGCUCAGAAAGUCUUCCUGAAGAAAGCAGAGUGUUUUAUCAGUUUUUGUAGUGCUUAAAUCCUUGCCCAUCACAAUCUUUUCAAAAGCACCAGUGGUCACACAGCAUCAAGUGGACUACAGUAAAGAGAACUAUCUUGUAUUUUUGUUUUUUGUUAUUGUAAGAUAUUGUCUUGGUGCAGCUUUGGCACAAUAAGGAACAUCUUUUUUUUGUACGUCUUUUACAUCACUGUGCUACUGCUGAUACCAAGGCCUCUUUGCCAUUGACAAAGGCCGGACGGAGAUUGUUUUGGAUUAAAUACUUGCAAAAGUACAAGACCUGACCAAGGAGGCCUAAGUCAUCUUCCUCAUCAGUAGAAGAAGUGCAUCUGUAAACUGGACUCUGCCAAGUGAAAAAUGACUCCAGGGCGUGUUUUGGUCUUGGCCCUGUUGUGUGCUGCCUAUGUCUCCCUGGUCAAUGGGGCUUGUGCAGAGGUGGAGUCGGAUACGGAUGCGGUGGCCGGGCAGGGCUUCAAGCUGGGCUGCAUCUCUUGCAAAAUGAGGAUGGAAGUGGAAGCCAGCGCCACUGUCGACUGGUUCUUCAGGUCUAAGGGGGAGCCAGAGUUUGUUCCUAUAUUCACUUAUGAUGGCGGGCAAUCGCUGAUUAAAGACGAGCGUUACGAUGAUCGUCUGGAGUGGAUCGGGAGUGUGAACACGCCCGACGUGCAGGAUGCGUCCCUCUACAUCAACAACGUCACCUUCAACGACUCGGGAACCUACCGGUGCCGCUUCAACCGUGUGCUGGAGUACGAGCAUUACACAUACGAGCACGAGGUGGACAAGUACGUCAAGCUCGUCGUCAUGGCGAAAGCCUUACGCAGCACGGCAUCCGUCGUGUCGGAGGUGAUGAUGUACGUCUCCAUCAUCGGUCUGCAGGUCUGGCUGGCGGUGGAGAUGGUCUACUGUUACAGGAAGAUCAUGGCUCAUGGAGAGGAGGCGUUACGAGCUAGCGCGGAAGAAUAUUUAGCAAUAGCUUCGGAAAGUAAAGACAACUGUGCGGGCGUGCAAGUAGCGGAAUAACACAGGGCCAUCUCCAAUUAGUUUUGUGUCAUCUCUCCAUGAACUGGAUUUCUUAUCAACUUGGUUACCUGUGCAUGGAAAACAUUGUGAAGAUGCAUCCUCCCUCAGAUUUCUCAGAUUUUUGUAAUACUUUGGUCUUCUAAGAGAUACUAUUUCCAAAAGAAGGAAUUCCUUGCAUGAUUGCAAUGAGCCCACUAGCAUGUGACACACCAUGUAGCUAAGCUGAUUGAUAGCCAUAACAAUCCUCAACCUGAAAAUGAACUGUGAAAUGGGAAUCUUGCAUCGCAAUGCAAUGUUGCUAUAAGGACUAUUUGUCAUCGGAAUUGCACUGAAGUGCAAGAUCUCGCUUUGAUAGCAAAGUAACACAAUGUAUUAUUAUUUCCAUCCAAAGGGUGGGAGGCCGUAUAACGAAUUUACACCAAAAUCCAUAUGUAUGUAUGUAUGCUUCUGAAUGUUCCUUGAUUAUAGCAAUUAGCCUUUCUGAGCCUAAAGUAUGAUCCUUGGAUUAUGACACCACUUCAUCUUUAGCACACGACAAGCAAACUUGCGCACAUUGUCAACAUAUUGUGUAAAUACCCGAAAAUGUCACUUUAACACUAUUGGUUUUCUACACUUGUCAGGGGUGCAUUUCUCGAAAGUGUUGUUGCUAACUACGUUAGCAACUUUGUUGGUUGCAAUGCAAUUACCCAUUGGCAACUACCCAAGUUGCUAACCGGCUAACAACUACGCUUUUGAGAAACAACGCCAGCGCCAGCAACACGUUGAUGUGAACAGUUAUGAAAAUGUGAAAUGAUAUGGAAUAAAAAGGGAAGACUUUAACAAAAAAGGGAAGUAGAAAAAAAAUUAGUGUUUCCUGUAUGAAAUCAUGUACACGUAAGGCAAUGUUCUUUCUCUUUGUAAUGUGUACUGUACUUAGAAUUAUGCAUUCUAUAUUACUGGGAAUCACAAAAAAAUAAUACUAAUUGUUGUUUAUAGGCACUUUAGCACCGAUUCCAGCAAUACUGCAUAUGCAUGGCCUGAGGGCAAUGAUGAAAGUACCGUAUAUCACACUAACUCUCAAUGCACAUUUUGUCCAAAUACAUGUUUUAAUAAAUAUGAAAAAAGAAACUAUGCUUGGAGAAUGUAAAGAAGACAUGUAAUCAUCCUGAUUAUAUGAAUUAUAUAGUAUAGACAGAUGAAGAUACAGGAGAUAUUUUGCAGAGAAAAUUUAAUGAGAUAUUAACUGUGUCUUACAAGCGAAUAAAAAAAACCUUCUAACAUA